Messenger RNA from Perca flavescens (yellow perch), 595 nucleotides. Its product is annotated as protein shisa-like-2A. The transcript has 3 exons. Lineage: Eukaryota; Metazoa; Chordata; Actinopteri; Perciformes; Percidae. The coding region runs from base 12 to 515 and encodes 167 amino acids. The record is from RefSeq and is a predicted model, not a curated record.
CCUGCUGCAUCAUGAGCGCUGAAUGCAGCAGUUACCACAGCGCUGACGGCGUGUUUGUGGACGGAUUCUCAUGCCCCAGACCGGGCAAUGCCGUUGCUGCUGUCUACUGCUGCGGAUUUAACGAUGUCAAGUAUUGCUGUGACGAUCCCAACAGUUUUUUCCCGUAUGAGUACGGAUACAUGUGGUGGCUGAGUAUUGGCGCUCUGGUUGGUCUAUCCAUUGCAGCAGUGGUCCUCCUUGCCUUCCUCAUCACUGUGUGUGUCCUCUGCUACCUUUUCAUCGCCACCAAACCCAGUUGUCUUGACAACGGCCUACCCCUCAGAACUCCAGCAGGAGAUCCCAGUGAAGGACCCAGUCAUGGGAGAGCGACCUGCGUCUCUGGUCCACAGGGAUUCAGGAAACACUUCAUGAGCAGGAAACUGGACUGUGAUAACCAGCCGCCGGACCCCGAGCUCCUGUUCCAGAGGUGUUUCACAGCUACCGCCACCGGCCUGAAAGUGGAAAAUCCUUUGUAGGCCGCAGAGAUACUUGUUGUUAAAAAAAAAAUGAGGCCAGCAGUCCAGAAAUCAAGAGAGUCAGUGUGUCUGAAGGCAGA